AUGGAGGGCCAGGAGCGUCGCUCUGUUGUGGAGAUGACGAGCACCAAGACUAUUCUGCUAGACCCGAAGGACGGCUGGGCCCCCAAGGCGCAGUUCGACUUCGACGCGUCACUCUGGUCGAUCCCGCCGACGCACCGCAUUGUGCACACGUUCCAGGACACGAAGCACAAGACGUACGCAACGCAAAAGGAUGUGUACAACCUCAUUGCCAAAGACCUCGUUCCGCACGUGUUCAACGGCUUCAACAGCUGUAUCCUCACAUACGGCCAAACUGGAAGCGGCAAGACGUACACGAUGAUGGGCUUGUACGACCCGAACGCCUCAUGCGGCGGCGACGGAGAGGAGGGCAUCAUCCCGCGUGUGUCCAACGACAUCUUCAUUAUCCUGAAGGAGCGCAUGGAGCAGGAGGCCAAGACGAGGCCGCCGCGCGACCGCACGAAGUUCCGCGUUGAGGUGAGCUUCGUCGAGAUUUACAUGGAGCGCGUGCGCGAUCUUCUCGACCCGGCGCUGCGCAACACCCGCGGCAACGAGCGGCUGCAGGAUGCGCGCAUCCGGCAGGACCCGUACAGCGGCCCCUUCGUGGAAGGCGUCACCAAGUACGAGGUAGAGAAUUGGACACAGUGCUGCACCCUGCUUGAGCGCGGCUCACAGCACCGCACCACGUGCGCGACGGCGGUGCACAACCAGUCGAGUCGCAGCCACGCAAUCUUCCAGCUGACGGUGGUGCAGGAGCAGGUGGUGCCAGGAAACAACAAGUACGCCCUCCCUGCCUUCAAGACGCAGGCGGGCCGUAUCAACCUGGUUGAUCUCGCCGGCUCUGAACGUGGCGGUUUCCAAGACUACGUCAAGGAGUCGGCGGCUAUCAACACCUCGCUGCUGGCGCUGCGUCGUGUGAUUGACAACCUCACGGAGCGGCAGAACAUGCUGAUGGAGAUGGCGGAGGCAGAGAUCACCGGCAAGCACUACCAAGAGCGGUCACUCCCGCAGGUGCCGUUCCGCGAUAGUGUGCUGACAUGGUUGCUGAGCGACAGCAUUGGUGGCAAUGCUCGUACGACCAUGGUGGCCACACUCAGCCCGCUGGUGAAGAACUACGCCGAUACCCUGGCGACUCUGCAGUGGAGCAGCAGGGCUCGCAACCUCGUCACGCUGGUUAAGAUGAACGACCAGGCAUUGGUGCACAACGGCAUGGCGUCACACGCCGGCGCCCUCGACAACGCCGUGCGCAUUCAGCGGCAGAAUUUGGAUAGUCUGCGCCAAACGCUUCGCUCAAAGCAGGAAGCAGCGCAGCAGCUGGAGCGACAGACGAGGGAGCUGAAAAAGUCGCUCACCAAGACGCGCGGGCGCGAGCGGGCAAUCCUCAAGGACCGCGCCGCUCUCAUCAUCCAGCGUGCCUUCCACCGCUUCAUGUUCUACAAGAAGUACGAGGCCUACGAGCUGCACCACGCGAAGCUGCGAGGCGGGAAUAAGAAUGGCACCAGCGACGCCGCUGAUUUUCAGAAGAUUCGCAAGGAAGCGGAGGCGCGCGAGCUGGCGGCGAAGGGGGCGUUGAAGGGUGAGGAGGCGCUGACAGACGAAAAGGCCGCUGCCGUGGCGAGGUACGAGUCGAACUACGAAGCUCGGGCUUUGCGCCGCCGUGAGGCCGAGGAUCGCCGGGCAAGGAUCUUUGAGGUGAUCAACGGCAACGAGGUGCUCCGGCAGUACGGGGAGACACGCAGGCAAGAGGUGGAAGCGCUUCGCAGCGUGGCCAAUGACGAAAAGAGGGAGAGGGAGAUGGCCGUGAAGAAGCUGGUGGACAUGAUGAAGACCAUCGCUGACAGCAAAACGGCCCAGUACAAGCGGAAGGUGGAGGAGGAUCAGAUGCAGCUGGAGACGCUGCGCCAGAAGCGCGACGAAGUGCGCUCGCGGAGGUACGAGCUGCUGCGGCAGCUCCAGGCUUUACGGGAGCGCCACAAGAAGGUGGUAGCGAAGUAA
Leishmania mexicana MHOM/GT/2001/U1103 is the source of this 1971-nucleotide messenger RNA. RefSeq names its product putative kinesin. Gene Ontology annotation, cellular component: kinesin complex; microtubule. Gene Ontology annotation, molecular function: microtubule motor activity; ATP binding; ATP hydrolysis activity. The transcript has a single exon. Gene Ontology annotation, biological process: microtubule-based movement. The coding region runs from base 1 to 1971 and encodes 656 amino acids. The record is from RefSeq and is a predicted model, not a curated record. NCBI's taxonomy places the organism in Eukaryota, Euglenozoa, Kinetoplastea, Trypanosomatida, Trypanosomatidae.